AUGGCCGUUGCCGUGGUCUCUGAUGCGGAGCAGCCACACUUGGGGAAGUUUUUGCGAGCAUCAAAAGCAUUUCAGCCCGGUGAUCUGCUGCUUCGUGAGGAGCCCCUGCUGCGGCUCAGGCGUUGGCAGGAUGCCCUGGCCGCUGCGAACGCGCUGCGCAAGGCACAGCUCUUUGUCCCUGAGGGUGAGAGCCCAUCCAUGAGGCGCUUGCAGCAAGCAACUGCAUCUGAGGCUGACCCUGAAACCGCGCUGUUUGUCCGAAGUGUGGUGCAUUUCAACUCCUUUGGAGCGGGCCCAUCUGGGCGAGAGCAGGUGGUUUUUCCAACGUUGGCACGAGCCAACCACUCUUGUUUACCCAACUGCCUUGUUGAUGCUGAUUUGGGCACUCUUCGUGCAGUGCGACCAAUCACCAUUGGCGAGGAAGUCACCGUGUCCUAUUUGGAUGAUGCAGGAUUGCUCAUGGACGUAAAGUCCCGGCAGAAGGAGCUGCAGGAGCGCUAUGAGUUCAGGUGUCAAUGCCGAAGGUGCACUUCAGUGGAUGACACCCGGAGGUUUAGUUGCACGUGUGGAGGGGAUCAGCUACCCGAACGGGGACGCCUCCGCUGUCAGCAGUGUGAACGGAGCAGUGAGGGGUCUGAGCUCUUCGAGGCCGAAGAGAAGGCUGCCAAGUCCUUGGAAGCGGCACGCUCUGGAGAUUUGGAAGAAGAAGAUGAGGGCCAUGAGCUGAUGAAAUGUCAUCGGAACCUUGCAGUCAAAGUUUGUUCUCAGCCAGUAGAUUUUGUUGGGAAAGGUCAAAGGCACUCCAUACCUGAUUCUACAACAUUACAUGAUUCUUUGUUCUUGGGUCACUAUGACAGCAUUGUACAAUGA
Durusdinium trenchii is the source of this 870-nucleotide messenger RNA. The record is from the annotation of a GenBank genome assembly. Lineage: Eukaryota; Dinophyceae; Suessiales; Symbiodiniaceae.